AAACAGAUCUCUAAGAUGUUUAAACUAAUUUUACACACAAUUUUAAUAAGUAUUUUCUAUCCCACGGUAUAUUGCCAAUUAGGAACUUGUCAACGACCAUCUGUUACCACUGCUAGUGGCAUUGCAGCACCCACCGGGACAAUUUUCCCAGGCGAUUUGAUUUUUGAUGAAAAUUUUGAUGGACCAACCUUCACCAAAUGGUGGACCCAUGAAAGCUCAUUGAGUGGAGGAGCGAACAACAAUCAGUUCCAGUGGUAUCAAAAUAAUAGAAGCAACAGCUUUGUUAGAGAUGGUAAUUUGCACAUACGUCCUACUCUGCUCGCUAAUGAUACCGGAGAAGCAUUCCUCUACAACGGAACAAUUGAUCUUAAUGGAGCUUUCCCGAUUGGAUACUGCUCUAUUCCUGUAUAUGAUGGCUGCUUGAGAACAGGAAACAAUUCUAUAAUAUUAAACCCUAUUAAAAGUGCCAGAAUCCACUCUGCAUAUUCUUUUUCUUUUAAAUAUGGCAGAGUGGUAGCUAGAGUCAAAGUUCCAUUGGGAGACUGGUUAUGGCCAGCUCUGUGGAUGGAACCAAGAGACAACGAGUAUUCCUCCUGGCCUAGUUCGGGUGAAAUAGACAUUUUAGAAACUCGAGGAAAUAAGAACUACAUAAAAAAUGGAGUAAAUAUUGGAGUACAACAAGUCGGCAGCACAUUACACUGGGGGCCAUACCCUGCGUUAAAUCGAUACCCACUAACACAUUACACAUUGAACAAUGCAGAUGGUUGGAACGCAGACUUCCAUAUCUAUGAAGUGAUUUGGAAUACGACAUCUAUAACUUUUUUAAUCGAUCAUGUAGUAUUAGGUAGUGUCUCUCCUCCAGAUGGAGGGUUUUGGCAACUUGGAAAUUUCUCAACUAACACAGCCAAUCCUUGGGCGGCGGGUACCAAGAUGGCACCAUUUGACCAAGAGUUUUACUUCAUCAUCAAUGUUGCGGUAGGUGGUACCUCAUGGUUCCCCGAUAACUAUGUAAAUGACGGCUAUCAAAAGCCUUGGAAAAAUUACGAUGGUCGAGCCAGUAUGACUAAAUUCUGGAACGCAAACAAUUUAUGGUUACCAACUUGGAAUAUGACGACUGAUAAUAGUCAUUUUCAAAUUGACUAUAUAAGAGUCUACGCGAUAUAAGUUAGUAAAUUACUUAAAUUGGUUAUUACUUUAUUAAACAUUUGUUAUGCAAACAAUAUGCAAUUUGUUUAUUUAUGUUGUAGGUAUAUAGCUUAAUUUUCAACGAAAACAUUUCGUUUAUAAAUUCGCAAAAGUGUGUGUGUUAUUGCGUUGCCGCUCCUGCAAUACUCAGAUCAGAUUUAUCGAUGGAUUGUUAUGUAGUCUUUCCUUCUGAAUCCAAAUCUGAAAACGGCAUUUCGAUAUUUCUAACCGUAUUCGAGAUAAUCGACCUCAAAGUCUAAAAUGUGACGUCACAAUCGUUUUAUUUUCCGCUGUGUCUAGGUACACGCUAACGUGUACGCAAAUAAAAAAGUUAGGUACACGCUUAAACGUCAUCAAGUCAGUGACGUCAUUAUUUAGCGUGUACUAUGACUGGGUUUUUCGGUACACGCUAAUUUGAGCUGCGUGUAUGCUGUAGUAUUAAGUAUCUGUAAGUAUCGCGAGUGUAAGAGUGUGAUUAGAAUUUGUCUAAUCGCGUUAUGUUUACACUUUCAUAUUGAUUUGUAAAGAGUUUCCUUAUUUUUUACUUGUUAAGUGUUUUUUUUUUAAUUAACUAUGGAGUGUGGACAAUUAUUUAGUUCUUUUAAUGAGUUUAACAACAUUCUAAAACAGUAUGAAAAAGAUAAGAGACAAAAAUUCGUGAUUAAGGGUAGCAGAAGUAAUAAGAUAAAAUAUACGGGGCGACUGAUUAGUGUGAUAAAGCACAGUAGAUCCGCUUAUAGUAAUAGAUAGCAAUAAAAGUUAGUAGCAAAAAUUUUAGCAAACUUUGAGCUUCAUAUUACAAAAUUACUAAAAUUAGUUAGAAUUUUACAGGGCGUUCGAUAAUAUACUGGCAGACCAAACCUGUUUUUUUAAUGGAACACCCUAUAUUUUAUUUUAUGUUCGAAAUCUUCUUAAACUUCCAUAUCACAAAAAUAUAAAGGUUUAUUAUGUUAUACAGGGUAUUUUCUUAUUCUAAAAGUGCCUAUCUUCUGGAGAUGUUGGCGACCACAUUGACCCAUCUUAUUCUAUUUACGGCAGCUCGAAAUAGAUCAGUUGACGUUAGACCAGUCCACUUCCUAAGAUUGGCCAGCCAGGAUAUACGUCUACGUCCAGGGCCUCUCCUGCCCUCAAUCUUGCCUUGUAGAAUCAACUGCAGCAGUCGGUAUUUUUCAUUACGCAUAAUGUGGCCGAAGUAAGCCAAUUUUCUGUUCUUUACGGUGUUAAUUAUUUCUUUGUCUUUUCCUAGCCUCUGGAGAAUAGUUAUAUUAGUUGUGUGGUGUAUAUAUGAGACCCUCAACAUACGUCGUUAGCACCACAUUUCAAACGCCUCUAACCGUUUUAUGGCAUCUUCUGUCAGGCUCCAGCUUUCAACUCCGUAUAGGAGGACACUAAAGACGUAACAUCUAAGAAUUCUUAUGCGUAUAUUGAUACUUAAAGACAAGUUGCAGAGAAUUUUCUUAAGACUGUUAAAAGAGCUUCUGGCUUUUUCAAUACGAGUUUUUAUUUCGUAGCUAUGAUCCCAAGUAUCCUUAAUGUUGCAGCCCAGGUAGCAUAUUUUCUGUACUCUCUCUAGAAGUGUAUUGUUUACUGUAAUUUGGGCGUUUAUGUUGGUGUUUUUACUAAUGAUCAUUAUUUUUGUCUUCUUACAGUUUAGUCUUAGGCCGUAUUUGUUACAUGCUUCUACAACAUUAUCCAUGAUCCUUUGGAGCCCCUGCGCACUAUCCGCCAGCAAUACUGUAUCUUCUGCAUAUCUAAUAUUAUUUAUAAGUUGUCCAUUUACUGCAAUACCAUCUUCUGAUUCGUCCAAGGCCUCUCUAAAGAUGUUUUCAGAGUAUAUGUUAAAUAAUGUUGGUGACAGUAUGCAACCCUGUCUGACUCCUUUUUCAACCGUGAAGAUUUCUGACAGUUCAUUUUCGAAUCGAACUGUUGCUUUUUGUUGGAGAUAUAAGUUUGAAACGAGUCUUAUAUCCUUACCAUCGAGUCCUGAUGUUUUAAGGAUAUCGAUUAGUUUUCCAUGUGGGACUUUAUCAAAUGCCUUCUCGAAAUCUAUGAAACAUGCAUACACAUCGUAAUUGACAUCCCUGGCUCUCUGUAUUAGAACUUGCAAGCUGAAAAGUGCUUCCCUCGUUCCGAGUCCUGAUCUGAAUCCAAAUUGAACUUCACUCAGCUGUUCUUCUAAUUUGGUGUAUAUGCGCGAGUGAAUGAUAGUAAGGAGUACUUUAAGUACAUGGCUCAUCAAACUAAUUAAUCUAUGUUCUUCACAUGUUCUAGCGUUGGCUUUUUUGGGAAGUGGAAUGAAUAUUGAUAGUAGCCAGUCUUUUGGUAAGUAACCAGUCUCGUAUAUGUUGUUGAAUAACUUCGUAAGAGCUGUAAUUUGUUGUGCCUCUAAUAGCUUUAAAAUUUCACCAUGCACCUCAUCAGGUCCUGGUGAUUUCCCAUCUUUAAUCCGCUUAACGGCCAUAAUUACUUCUUCGUUUGUUAUUUCUGGGCCAUAGGGAUUGUCUAUUUCAUACGGACUUCGUGCAGCAUCUUCGAAUAAUUCUUGCAUAUAUUCUUUCCAUCUCUUUAAUUUAUCUUCAAUUGUAGUCAAAAUUUGACCUUCGACGUCUACGGCUAUGCCUAUAUUGCGUUGUUUUCUGAUGUUCUGUACUUCUUUAAUCUUUUUGUGCAUAUGGAAAUCGUCAUGUUUGCGUUGUAGUGUUUCAAUUUCUGUACAUUUCUCCAUCAGCCAUGCUUCUUUUGCCCCUUACAGGCAGUGGCGGAUCCAGAUAUGUUGUUUGGGGGGGGGGGGGUCAUGGGAGGGUGAUUUAAUUACCUUUCUCUGAGGCAAGGUCACUUAGUCUUACCAACCCUAGUAUACGUGGGUUUACAAUUAUGGGGGGGGGUCAUGACCCCCGUGACACCCCCCUAGAUCCGCCAGUGCUUACAGGGUAUUUACAAAGUUAUAACCAAUUUUCUAUGAAAAUCGUAACAAGUUCAACUCCCUGUAUAAAUAAAAAUAAACACCAAUAUAAACUGGUAUAAUUAACUUACGUAUAAAAAUUAUUUUAGAAAUAUUUUGUAUAUAUCAUGUUACUAAUAUUUAUUUUGCUAACCUGAAUAUAUACUUUUAUAUACAUAUUGUCUUAUUACAAUUAAGUUUGAAACAUCUGAAUAGUUUUGCUUCCCUUCCCUUAAUCUAUCACACAAACAUUAAACAUGUCAAAAUAGCGUGUAAAAUAUAAAGUCACUGCGAACGCUAAAUAAUGACGUCACUGGCUUAAUGAAGUUUAAUUCGCGUGUACCUAACAUUUUUAUUUGCGUACACGUUAGCGUGUACCUAGACACAGCGUUUAUUUUCUUCUGACACACUACACGUCCAGCUGAAAUCGUUGCUAUUAAGUAGGCUAGUUUUUUAAUUUCGAUUUGUUAAGCAAAGCAUAGGUUAUUUACAUUUGAGUUUGACAGUUCGUGAAUGUCAAACUAAAUUUUAAAUUAAGUAUUAAUAAAACAUCAAGACAUUUGAUAGUGAAUUUAAUUAUUAGAUAAAAUAAAUAAGAUGUUCAAAAAUACAAUUUGAGUAUAUUUUAAAAGCAAUAAUUUUUUAAGCUGUUUUUUUUUAAACAGCUUUAAAAAGAUUUAUACGAGUAUACGGCCUCCCCUUUAUGAUAAAUGGACUAUUCCAUUUGCUAUGAAAUUAAAAUACAGUCGGUUCGCUAAACUCGACACAACUGGCUAGUGAAUUUAGUAGGUAAUUUUUUUGUUUUUGCGAAUUUUGCAAAAAUUGGCAAAAUUACUAAUCAUUUAGUAAUUAUUAACUAAUUAGUAAUCAUUUUUUUGCCCAAUUGGCAAAAUUAUUUACUAAAAUCACUAGCCACUUGUGUCUCAGUUUAGCGAACUGACAGUAUAUGAAAUAAUAUUUGGUAUAAAAAAUUAUGGUCUGAUAUGUGCAAUUACAUCUUUCUAAUGGAAAAAAUAUUUGAAAAUUUUAUCUCAAAUUAUGGAUACCAACAACAUUUUCAUUUAUAACUCUUUUAUUUUUAAUUUGACGAAGAAAAGUUAUUCUUCAUAAAAAGCUCUUCAUGUUCUAAAAUUUAUGAUGCAAUCAUUAUAUAAAAUUUUAAAAGUUUUAUACGAGGUAUAUAAAAAAUAUGAAUUUCGAUAAAGAGUAAACUACCUUUAUAGUUCAUAACAUUUAAAUUAGAAUGAUAUAAUUGCACAUUAAAACAUAAUUAUUAAUUCUAAACUACUUUUCAUAAUAGCAAUUUUCCAUAUUAUGAAUUAAAAUACGUAAAUAAACAAAGUUUCCGUUAU
Molecule: messenger RNA, 5478 nt
Organism: Diabrotica virgifera virgifera (western corn rootworm)
Lineage: Eukaryota; Metazoa; Arthropoda; Insecta; Coleoptera; Chrysomelidae
Product: beta-1,3-glucan-binding protein-like
Exons: 4
Coding region: 16-1164 (382 amino acids)
Biological process (GO): carbohydrate metabolic process
Molecular function (GO): hydrolase activity, hydrolyzing O-glycosyl compounds
Source: RefSeq, a predicted model, not a curated record